AUGCUGUUCCCACCCCUAUCCACCGCUCCCCUCGCCAUCAUCCUCGCUCUUCUGACCGGCAUUGUCUCCGCCGGCGUCCGCUUCCCCUCCAUACCGAUGCCUAGUCCUCGAGCUCUCAAGCAGGCUACCAGGGCUCAGAUCAUCGCUUGGCAUAAUCGUCCCCCUUCAGCUCUUCAACGAAGACAGGAGGCUAGUCCGCUACCCUUUCCCUUGAGCCAGUGUGCGGGGUACACCUCGACGGGCAGAACUCCCUACGCCCAAUUCACAAAUCUGGACUACAAUUCAGCAGUGGGCGCUACCAACUAUGCUGGAAUAGCAACGCGGGAGGCGUGCAACAAGAUUUGUGAGGACAUGCCAUCGUGUAUAGCAUCUACCUACAAGCUCGCCGAAUCCUCGUGCUUCACUGUCGUCAACUUCAAUUUUUACUUUACGGCGACCUAUGAGGUCACACGCAAGGCGCUUUCCUGCUCAGAUCCGGAGGCUGUUACUGCCUUGGCUCAAUUCCCCGGCUCCAGCUGCUGUACGAUGUACCGUGCUAAAUGA
This is a messenger RNA of Dioszegia hungarica, 543 nucleotides long. RefSeq lists its product as uncharacterized. NCBI's taxonomy places the organism in Eukaryota, Fungi, Basidiomycota, Tremellomycetes, Tremellales, Bulleribasidiaceae. The coding region runs from base 1 to 543 and encodes 180 amino acids. The transcript has 3 exons. The record is from RefSeq and is a predicted model, not a curated record.